AUGGGACUUGGCUUUAGUUGUCUCGGUGCUGGGGUAGCUUCGUGGGUUGUCUCGGCAGUUGCUUCUUGCUUUUCUGCUGCAGCGUGUAACCUAGCUUGUAAAUCAUGUAAUUGUAAUAAUUCAAUAGCAACCAGGAUAGGGUUUGCAAUUAUAUUACUAUUGAAUUCUAUGCUUGCAUGGAUUAUGUUAUCAGAUUGGGCCAUAAAGCAGUUAGAGAAGAUAACGUAUGAUUAUUUACAAUUGAAUUGUCAAGAGGGAACCUGUUAUGGAGUCUUUGCCGUCCACCGUAUUUGCUUUGCAUUAUCAUUUCUUCAUCUUAUUUUGGGACUUUUGGUAAUUGGAGUAAAGGAUACACGUGAUAGUAGAGCUGCGAUCCAGAAUGGAUGGUGGGGACCCAAAGUAUUGUUGUGGAUUAUUCUUAUAAUAGCAUCAUUUUUCAUUCCAAAUCAAUUCUUCAUAUUCUGGAGCAAUUAUAUUGCCUUGAUCGGGGCAACUUUAUUUAUUCUAGUUGGUUUAGUCCUUUUAGUUGAUUUUGCUCACACAUGGAGUGAAACUUGUAUAAUGAGAUGGGAGGAGACUGAUAGUGACAAAUGGAAAUAUAUUCUUAUCUGGUCUACAAUUACCAUGUUCUUGGCUUCAAUUGUGCUUACAGGAAUCAUGUAUGGCUUUUUUGGUGGAUCUGGAUGUGGCCUGAACCAGUUUUUUAUCACUUUCAACCUUAUAUUGUGUAUAAUUGUGACAUUCUUGAGUAUUGCUCCUGCUGUACAAGAAGCUAAUUCUCACUCGGGAUUAUCACAAGCUUCCAUGGUGGUUAUUUAUUGUACGUAUAUUAUUUUAAGCUCAGUUGCUAAUGAACCUGACGAUAAUAUGUGCAAUCCAUGGAUAAGAAGUCGUAACACGCGUACGGCUACUAUCGUUAUCGGAGCUUUAUUUACAUUCUUGGCGAUUGCAUAUUCAACCUCAAGGGCUGCAACUCAAAGUAAGACAUCGAUUACAUAA
Funneliformis mosseae is the source of this 999-nucleotide messenger RNA. The record is from the annotation of a GenBank genome assembly. Lineage: Eukaryota; Fungi; Glomeromycota; Glomeromycetes; Glomerales; Glomeraceae.